CCUUGGCCCUUUUUGUUGUGGAGGUGACACUGCGGCAUCAUGACUUACGUCCCGGCACCUGGGUACAUGCCAACCUACAACCCCCCCCUCCCUUGCAGCAAGCCCGUGCCUUAUGGACUUCGUGCUGGGAUGUCCGUCUACAUUCAAGGGGUGAUACAUCACUCUACUAACAGUUUCCGAGUGAACUUUUCCUGCGGGAAUGAUAUCGCGCUGCACUUCAAUCCCCGCUUCCAAGGCCAUGACAAGGUCGUCUUAAACACCUUCCACGGGGGCAAUUGGGGGAAAGAAGAGCACCACCACAUGCCCUUCCAACUGGGCCAGCACUUUGAGAUCAUGUUCAUCGUCACCAAUGAACAUUACCAGAUCUCGGUGAACAGGGAUCCAUUCUGCGAGUACAGGCACAGGAUGCCCGUGGAGCAGGUGCAGGAAGUGAACGUGGAUGGAGACAUGGAGCUGCAAUCUCUGACCGUCCUUGGCGGGGCCAUGAUGGGAGGCAUGGGAAUGCCAGCACAGCCUUAUCCUCCGAUGGGAAUGCCGGGCAUGAUGCCAAAUGCUGGCUACCCAAACCCAAACCUUCCUAUGAUGAUGGCUCCGACUUCCUACAAUCCGCAAGUGCCCUAUAUCGGCAACUUCCCCGGAGGCCUGGGCUCAAAGAGAACCGUGGUGAUAAGAGGAUUUGUCCCGCAAGGUGCCAAAAACUUCCAUAUCAACUUUAAAGCUGGCCACAGUGAUAUAGUCCUACACAUUAACCCGCGCAUGAAUGAGAACUGUGUUGUGCGCAACAGCUUCCUAAACGGCGGCUGGGGCCGUGAGGAGAGAGAGCUGCCAUUCAACCCCUUUCAGCCUGGACAGUACUUUGAUCUCUCCAUCCGCUGUGGGAACGAGCGCUUCAAGGUCUUUGCCAAUGGCCAGCCAGUCUUCAACUAUUCGCACCGUUUCCGCAACUUCCAGCAAAUCGACACCUUGGAUAUCGAUGGUGACGUUAUCCUGUCUUAUGUCCAGUACUGAGCUGAGAAGAGGGUGAGAGGCCGAGACUACCUCUGGCCUUGGCCCUACCUCGAUGUGAGGAUGAUACUUUUAAAUGGGAGCAUCAGUAAAGAAUUUUAUUUUGAA
Messenger RNA from Eublepharis macularius, 1113 nucleotides. It is a transcript of the gene LGALS4, whose product is annotated as galectin 4. The record is from RefSeq and is a predicted model, not a curated record. The transcript has 10 exons. Lineage: Eukaryota; Metazoa; Chordata; Lepidosauria; Squamata; Eublepharidae. Gene Ontology annotation, molecular function: carbohydrate binding. The coding region runs from base 40 to 1008 and encodes 322 amino acids.